AUGGCCUCAGUGACAAGUCUCGACAAGGACUUGCGCAACAUGCGCCUGUCCAAAUACACCCCGCAGGCGGCCAACGAAGUACGCGACUGGAUCGAAGAGGUUCUCCGUCAGAGACUGCCGGCUGGAGAUCUACUAGACGCCCUCAAAGAUGGUGUCGCGCUGUGCAAACUAGUCAACCUUGCUGUUUCGCCCGGCGUGAAAUUCAAAGAAUCGGCCAUGCCCUUCGUACAGAUGGAAAACAUCUCUCACUUUCUGCGCGCUUGUCAAACAGCACCUUUGAACCUACCCCCUCAUGACGUCUUUCUCACCGUCGACCUAUACGAACGCAAAGACCCAGCACAAGUCCUACAGUGUAUUGGAGCAUUUAGCCGCCGUGCGAAUGCAAUCCAGCCCAGCAAAUUCCCGCGUCCCAUUGGCGGAGUCAAAAGCAAAGGCAGCUUGAUGAGUCCACAAGGAACAGGACCCAAUUACGGCGUUGGUACUACCAGAUCUCGUGGAAUCAGCAAUGUGAGCCAGACGAGCUCGACCACCUUUGAUCCAACCAACAGGAACAAUACAUCGGGGCGCGUUAGCCCGCAUAAGACAGGGCACUCUCCAGCAUCGCCACCACCGACUCUCAGUAGCUGGAGUAAGAAAUCAGACGAAGGAACGACUGCUCCAGCAUGGAACAUCCACCAAUACGGAUACAUGGGUGGAGCAAGUCAAGGCAACCAAGGAGUAGCGUUUGGAGCUAGACGACAAAUUACAGCACCUAGCCCCGCCGUGCCUAGUCUUGCAGAGAAGGAGAAGAGACGCCGUGAAGCUGAACUGGAGGAAGAACGCCAACGGCAAGAAGAAGAGUUGCGUCGACAGCAAGAGGAGCAGCGCGCUCGGGAAGAAGAGGAACGUCGCUGGGCGGAAGAAACGGCACGUGUAAGAGAAAAAGAACGUCAGGAGAUUGAGAAGGAGAAGGUACGAUGGGCCGAGGAGCAGAGGAAGUGGGAGGAAGAGGAACAACGCCGGUUAAGGGAGGAGAAGGAUGCCGCGGAGAGACUAGAACAGGAGCGAGCACGCAAACGCGCGUCUAGUGAUGCGCGUCUGAACGGUCAAUUUCUCAGCCAGUACCAGGCGACGCAGAAGACGGAAGAAGAGUCAGCAGAGUCGCAACGCAUCAAGCAGUUGGAAAGAGAGCUUGAACGGGCUCGGGAACGCGAGAGACAAUACGAACAAGAAAGACUAGACCUCAAAGCGAAAGAAGCAGCACGCAAAGCUCGCUCGCGCAGCCGAAGCCGACCUAGACCCGUCCAGCCCAGCUAUGAUUUUACGUCGCAGGAAGAGGAGAGGAAACUUCUCCGAUCCGAGUGGAAGCAGCAACAGCAGAAUGUUGCUCCUGUCAUGGAGCAAGAAGAUCUUCCACCUGCACUACCUUCUCGACCAUUACCAAACCCAGUCGAGGUCGCUUCGCCGCCAUCCCGACCUCUUCCCGAUCCUUCUAAGUACAGUGGCGGUAGGGACAGCAGAGUCGACCGAUUCCUCGCCUCCAACCCGGCGCCAGUGCAAUCGCGACCUGUCGCCCAUCGCCCACAAGACUACUCCACAACAUCCGAAGUCGACGCCGAAAACGACCGCCGGAUCGCCGCACAAGAAAAGACCAAAGCCGGCGGUUGGGCCUCCAAGUCUCUUCUCGAACGCGAAAUGGAGCGCGAGCGUGAACGUCAACGGGAGUGGGAAGAAAAUCAGAAACGGACCAUUGAGGCAGCGAAGCGUGGUGUUGGGGCUGGCACAGGCAGUGCCCCUGGUCAAGGUGCGUGGGAUGUGCAUCAGUAUGGAUACAUGGGCGGCGAUAGUCAGAAUCGCGGUGGUACUGGACUUGGUGUUUCAGGGCCUAGACGGCAGAUCAUAGGACCUCGUCCUCCACCAUAA
This is a messenger RNA of Talaromyces amestolkiae, 1902 nucleotides long. RefSeq lists its product as uncharacterized. The record is from RefSeq and is a predicted model, not a curated record. Gene Ontology annotation, molecular function: protein binding. Lineage: Eukaryota; Fungi; Ascomycota; Eurotiomycetes; Eurotiales; Trichocomaceae. Bases 1 to 1902 code for a protein of 633 amino acids. The transcript is spliced from 2 exons.